Molecule: messenger RNA, 785 nt
Organism: Olea europaea var. sylvestris
Lineage: Eukaryota; Viridiplantae; Streptophyta; Magnoliopsida; Lamiales; Oleaceae
Product: dynein light chain 1, cytoplasmic-like
Exons: 2
Coding region: 249-575 (108 amino acids)
Biological process (GO): microtubule-based process
Cellular component (GO): dynein complex
Molecular function (GO): dynein light intermediate chain binding; dynein intermediate chain binding
Source: RefSeq, a predicted model, not a curated record
GAAAGAGGGAUCAGAAAUCCAUUUGACCUAUGUUAUCUUGCCAAGCUUGCCCACACACGUAUGAACCAAAUUUGACCCACUUGGAAUGUUGUAUGGAUUUGCCAUAUGGAAUUCUUGAUCACCACAUAAAGAGAAUCCUCAGGGCCACCACCCAACCCCACCCACGCCUCUCUGCUAGUGUAUAUACAGUGAAAAGAUGAAAAACUUGCUCUUUAUCCACUCCCAUAGACUGCAAAUUUACUGCAAUCAUGCUAGAAGGAAAAGCAGUAAUUGGUGAGACAGAUAUGCUGGAAACCAUGCAACAAGAGGCACUUCAUAUAGCAGCAAGGGCACUUGAUCUCUUUGAUGUCACUGAGGCUACAGAAAUAGCCCGUUUCAUUAAGAAGGAGUUUGACAGGCAAUAUGGAUCUGGAUGGCAAUGUGUAGUAGGAACUCAUUUCGGUUCAUUUGUGACUCACUGCUAUGGCUGCUUCAUCUAUUUCGGCAUUGGCAACCUUACAAUUUUGCUCUUUAGAGGAUCAAACGGACAAGGACUCGAGGCACGUGAAUUUCCAGCUUUGGAGACUAUAGCUUGAAGCAUUAAUUGCUACAUUUUCCAGCUUCGUACAUAAUGUAUAAUCGAAAGAAUAAUAAUUCUGAAGUUCGAGUUAUUAAUAAUUCCUAGUUUUGAUACAAUAUUCAUUGACCAUCUCCUCAAAUUUACUGUGCCCUUUGUAAGAGUUAAAUAGAAGAGAGAAUGAAGGACAUAAACUAUGAAUGAAUGGAAUGUUUUAUCCCUUGAUUUA